AUGGGCCCAGGUGAACAUUGCCCCGAUGAUUCCUCCUCAAGCAAGGCGGGCAUUCUUGACGAAACUGCCAACUGUGCUGCAGCAUUGUCAUUUGCACCUGCAGCUCGAGACAUCCAGUCUCCGCUGGCUGCGCCAAGUGUCCAGCCUGGUGUUCCAACACGCGCAUUUCCCAGCAGCGCCACGAAAGCCUUCUCGCUCAACAUGGUCCAGAGUGACACGCCACCCCUGCCAUCGAUGUCCUUCUUCGAAGCAUCAGGACUCCGAAGCGCCAGAGCUGCUGCGGAGCAUCGCUUUCCGCCGUGA
Messenger RNA from Symbiodinium natans, 303 nucleotides. The record is from the annotation of a GenBank genome assembly. NCBI's taxonomy places the organism in Eukaryota, Dinophyceae, Suessiales, Symbiodiniaceae.